ACACCACAUAACUUUCGGCGCACAGCAUACACCGCGCCAGCAGAACCGCAACAUGCAACGAAACGAGAAGAAGAAGAAGAGGAAGCAGAGGAUGCCGGGAACCGGGUACGAGUUCCUGCGGCGGCGGAUACAGCCAAAGAAGCCAGACCCGGAGGAGGUGCUGGCGUCCCUGCCAUUCAAGCCCCGCCACGACAGUUAUUCCAUCGAAGGCCCGGAUGGUGUCAUGGUGUUCCGGCCCACCUUGGAGGAGAUGCGCGACUUCACCGCAUACAUCAACUUCAUGGAAGCCGUGGGCGCUGAUCAGCGCGGCAUCGCAAAGGUGAUUGCACCGCCCGAGUACACAAAGGGUGGCUUUGAUGUCGACCGCUUUGACCAGAUGCUCAUUCGCAGCCCCAUCGAACAGCUCGUCAGCGGCACAGAUGGUCGAUUCUGCGUCAUGAAUGUGGAGAAGAAGGACAUGACGGUGCAGCAGUUUCGGUCGCUCGCCAACAGCAGCCGCCACACUGCGCCAGCAAAGUACAAGGGCAAGUACGACGAGCUGGAACGCUACUUCUGGCGCAAUCUUGCCUUCAACAGCGCAAUUUACGGCGCUGAUGUGGCCGGCACCGUCACAAACCCAGACCAGAAGGUGUGGAACAUCAACAAGCUCGGCACCAUCUUGGAUGUUCUGGGCGAGGACACGGGCCUGGCGCUGCCCGGCGUCAACACAGCGUACCUCUACUUUGGUAUGUGGAAGGCUGCAUUCUGCUGGCACACAGAGGACAAAGACCUCUACAGCAUCAACUACAUACACCACGGCGCAGAAAAGCAGUGGUACGGCAUUCCUCCGGCUGCCAGCGAGCGCAUGUACUCGUUUGCAUCCAGGGUGUUCCACGGCUCGGCGCGGCAGUGCAAGCAGUUCCUGCGCCACAAGAUGUUCCUCAUCACCCCCACUGUGCUCAAGAACAACAACAUUCCCGUGUACAAGACGGUGCACCACGCGGGCGAGUUUAUGAUCACGUUUCCCUCGGCCUACCAUGCCGGGUACAACCUCGGCUUCAACAUUGCAGAGUCGACAAACUUCGCAACAGACAGGUGGAUUGAGCACGGCCUGCUGGCGGAGUCGUGCCGGUGCCACAGCGAGUUUGUGCACAUUGACAUGGACGUGUUCCUGCGGCGCUACCGGCCAUCGCUGUGGGCGGUGGUGGAGGAGCACAGGGCGGCCGUGGAGGCGCAGCGCUCGAGGCAGCGCGAACUGGACGAGGCCGAGCGAAGGCUGGAGAUGGGUAUCAUCGACAGCAGCAGCAGUGAUGGUGGCAGUGAUGGUGGCAGUGAUGAUGGCAGUGGUAGCAGCAGUGGCAGCGAUGAUGAUGAUGAUGAUGAGGGCGUGAAUGGACAGCGAGGCAGAAAGCGGGCUGUUGCAUCUGCAAAUAGGAGGAGGCGCAAGACGACGGGGACGAAGAAAACAGCCCGCAGCAACACCAGGGGGGAGAACACCGGCAAACGCAAGGCGGACGCGCGGCCAGAACAACAACGGCGAGUUGACUCGAAGCAGCACCGCAUCCGGCAGGCGUGGCAGAAGCGGUUUGCGCUUGAGCGGGUGUACAACCACCGGGUGAUGGAGCAGGACUCGGCCCACAGCGGCACGUGCUGCGUGUGCGGAGACCGCGGCGUCCUCCCUCGUGUUGCCUGUCUUCCUGGCGGCGAUCACGACGACGACGACGACCACGAUGGUGGUGGUGGUGGUGGUGGUGGUGGUGGUGUGGGGGCGAGUCAUGGCAGCAGUGAUGGGCACAGCCGCAGCAGCGCUGGUCACAGCAAGACGGGCGGUGCUGUGCUUGCACAGGCGAGGCGCAGCAAGCAUCCGUGGAACGCAUCUGCCGUUGCGCUGCUUCGAUCAUCCAUCUCCCGCACAGGCACUCGCGUCAGCAGGAUGGGCAACCACGAUCAUGGUGGUGAGCAUGGUACAAAUGGCGGUGGCAGUGGUGAUGAUGGUGAGCCGCGCCGCAAGCGGGCAAAGCGGACGUUGGAGAAACAGCAGCAGAAGGCAGUGCCCGAUCUUCUCGUCUGCCAAUCUUGCCUCAUCGCCGUCCACCCAGGCUGCUAUGGCGCCGACAUGGACGCCGCGUCAUGCAAGAGCUGGCUCUGCGAUCGAUGCAGGGUUGACGCCACGCGCGCGUCGUGUGUGCUGUGUCCGAAGCUUGGCGGGGCACUGAAGCCCGUCUCACCGCUCCGCCCGAAGAAGCGCGACGAUGCAGCUGCUGCACCGCCACCGCCACCACCUCCAUCAGCUCCUGCUGCCGUCACUUCGCCUGCUGGGUGCUCGGACGCAAAGGGCGAGGUUGGCGGUGCGGUGGACGUGGACUCGCUUUCGCCGCUCUCCAACGCCAGCAUGACAUCUGCCGUCUCCUCCUCAUCUUCACUUGCGCCAACAGCAACGGCAUCGACAGCAGUAGCAGCCGUAUCGUCAUCGUCGUCGACUGUGGCGUCGUCCGACGGUGGAAAGCGCGUUUGCGGGCGUGCGAGCAAGCGGCGGCAGUGGGCGCAUCUGCUGUGCGCGUAUUGGGUGCCGGAGGUGGUGUUUGAGGCGCCAAACCUCAACGUCGUCGACGUGAGCGCCGUUCCACGAGCCCGACAACGCCUGAGGUGCAGCCUGUGCAAGAACGACCCCACGCCGCUGCCGCGUGAUUUGUGGCAGGAUAGCAGCCUGUCCCUGACCAACCCGCCCAAGACGAGUGCAGGGGCACCUGUGCAGUGCUGCAAAGGCAGAUGUGUCACCGCAUUCCACGUCUCCUGCGCAUUUCGUGCCGGCCUCCCUUACACAUUCCACGACGGCAACUUUGGCUUUUACUGCGCGCGCCACGCCCCAGCAUCGGGCCAGCAGCAGCGCCGCACCGCGCCUGUGAACGUCGGUGACCGGGUGCGCGCAAAGUGGCAGCUGAACCACUUCUUUGAAGGGAUGGUGGUUGACAUUUCCAUCAAGGGCCGCGAGGUAAACGUCGAGUUUGAUGACGGCAGCACGUGCGUCAUGCCACUCACAGACGUGUUCCUCCCGUCCGCCACGCACCCAGACGAAAACUUGUCCCUGCGCUCGAAGCAUCUGUCGACGGAGGGCCGCCCUGCAGUGAAGGUGCUGUGGGAGGGCGAGAUGCUUGAUGCCACCAUCAUCAACUAUGUCAACAUCAACAAAUACUCAGUGCUGUUUGACGACGGGUACUCGGCGACGCUGCCGCGGUCGGACGUCUAUCUGCUGCACGAGCGCCUGCCGCCCCGCGCAAAACUGCACGUCGUCGACGCAGACGAGCGCGACAGCAGUGGCGACGCAGACGACGACGACAACGGUGAUGAUGAUGGCGCUAAGGACAAUGGCGAGAGCAGACGCAGCCGUGGAGAGACCUCCUCUGCCAGCACCACGGCAGCAACUGGUGACGGUGUGUCGGGCCGUGGCCGCCGCCGCCGCAACCCACCAGCCCAUCUCGACGGCUACGUCCUCAUCUCGUGAUGGCAGCGACAGCGGUGGUGGCGGUGUGGAGAGAGGUGCUGUCGUGCGUGCUGCAUGUACACACGCUGCUGACGCGCUGUGCACAAUUCAUAUCUGACUGACUUAUUUGCGCAAAGUUGUUGCUGCUUGGCAGCGUGUUGUAUGUGCAUUUCCGUGUUCUUGUGAUGGUUCGCUGUGUCGAGUAUUUCGCAACGUUUCUUCCCCCCAGAUAUGUGCUUGCUUUGUUCUUCAGGUGUCACAUUUCUUUGUGCCUAGCAUGUGUCUUUGUAUGCACGUGUGAUUGUGUCCCGAGAAAAAUAUGACUUGAGUGUCCCGUCGAGUGUGUGCGUGUCAAGAACAGGCAAGUAAGUAAACCAAC
This is a messenger RNA of Salpingoeca rosetta, 3839 nucleotides long. RefSeq lists its product as uncharacterized. The transcript has 20 exons. The record is from RefSeq and is a predicted model, not a curated record. NCBI's taxonomy places the organism in Eukaryota, Choanoflagellata, Craspedida, Salpingoecidae. Gene Ontology annotation, cellular component: nucleus. Bases 53 to 3481 code for a protein of 1142 amino acids. Gene Ontology annotation, biological process: chromatin remodeling. Gene Ontology annotation, molecular function: histone H3K36 demethylase activity; histone H3K9 demethylase activity.